GUGUGCGUGGUCACACAAAGUGCCACCGAAUACCAAAAAAAGUCUGCUUGAAAGCUUGGGAGAGCUUGAGAAAACCACAGUGGAGAGUUGUUUUUGGAUAUAUUGGACGCAAAGUACUGCCGCCUCUGCUCGAGAGAUUCAUAUGGCUUGAAGGGUGGAGCUGGAACGUGGCACUUUUACAUACAUGGAUCCAUUAAACCUCUCCUGGUACAGUGGUGACAUCAGCAACAGGAAUUGGAGCAAGCCACUCAAUGAGUCAAAUGCAGACCAGAAGCCUCAGUACAACUAUUAUGCCAUGCUGCUCACUCUCCUCAUCUUCGUUAUUGUUUUCGGCAAUGUGCUGGUGUGCAUGGCUGUGUCCAGGGAAAAAGCCCUUCAGACUACCACUAACUACCUGAUUGUCAGUCUGGCAGUGGCAGAUCUCUUGUUGGCACUUCUGGUCAUGCCUUGGGUGGUCUAUCUGGAGGUGGUUGGUGAGUGGAAGUUCAGUCGAAUCCACUGUGACAUCUUUGUAACGCUUGAUGUUAUGAUGUGUACUGCCAGUAUCCUCAAUCUCUGUGCCAUCAGCAUUGACAGGUACACAGCUGUAGCAAUGCCAAUGCUGUACAACACCCGUUACAGCUCAAAGCGCAGAGUCACUGUCAUGAUUGCUGUGGUCUGGGUGCUUUCAUUUGCCAUCUCCUGCCCAAUCCUGUUUGGCCUCAAUAAUACAGAUGAGAAGGAGUGUAUUAUUGCCAAUCCUGCCUUCGUUGUGUAUUCCUCUGUCGUCUCUUUCUAUGUUCCCUUCAUCGUCACCCUGCUGGUGUAUGUACAGAUUUAUAUAGUGCUCCGGAAGCGCAGGAAGUGCGUCAACACCAAGCGCAGCACCCAUGCCCUGGAUUCUAACACCCAGGCCCCGCUGAAGGACAAAUGCAUGCAUCCAGAAGACGUGAAGCUCUGCACAGUUAUUGUGAAGUCCAAUGGGAGUUUCCAAGUUAAUAAGCGCAAAGUGGAGGCAGAGAGUCACAUAGAAGAGAUGGAAAUGGACAUGAUGUCCAGCACCAGUCCUCCCGAGAAGACUACUUUCAAACCAGCUGCACCAAGUAACCAUCAGCUGAUUGUGCCAGUUGCUUCCAAUCAGUGCACCAAUUCAACUGUGCAGGCAACCUUGGACAGCCCUGUGAAAGUAGAGAAAAAUGGACAUGCCAAAGAAACCCUCCAAACAGCCAAGGUCUUUGAGAUUCAGUCUAUGCCCAAUGGAAAGACAAGGACCUCUCUCAAGACUGUGAGCAGGAGGAAACUGUCACAACAGAAGGAAAAGAAAGCCACUCAGAUGCUGGCCAUUGUACUUGGUGUUUUCAUCAUCUGCUGGCUCCCAUUCUUCAUCACUCAUAUCCUGAACAUGCACUGCGAUUGCAACAUCCCCCCAGCAAUGUAUAGCGCCUUUACAUGGCUUGGAUAUGUCAACAGUGCUGUCAACCCAAUUAUUUACACCACCUUCAACAUUGAAUUUCGUAAGGCUUUCAUGAAGAUCCUCCAUUGUUAAAAGAAAAAAGCAGUAACCGCAUUUUUAGGAACGACAGAAAAUAAACCAAUGCCAUGCACGCACACAGACAAAUUGGGAGCCAUAGGGAGAUCUCAAGCUCUUGUAUUGGGCACCAGGCCUACAGUGUUACAACUGUGCCAUGCCCCAUGCCUCUUGGUCAGGAUGUAACCAUGACCUUCAUGUGAGAGGUUAUCUCAUUCCUCGAGCUGACCUUUGGACUCUGGGAGACCAAUCCCAAGGGCACUUUUAAGAGCUACCCUCACACUGUGUUUAAAACAGAAGCAAAACCUGAGAGAUGCUCACUUGCUACUUGCCUGUGGCCAGCUAACCUUGAGUGCAUUAAAUACAGACACUUGCAGAGCCUCGUGCAGGCAGCGAUGGGUCACUGCCACGGUUGGCUUAUGUGUUUUAUCAUUGAUACAGUCCUCACCAAAGACAAGUCCAUCUUUUCCGCUUUGCGAUAGGAGCCAGACAGAGCUUGCGGAAACCCCAUGCAAUGGCUUUGCCUUCCCCCUCAGCCGACUUGUUC
This is a messenger RNA of Tinamus guttatus (white-throated tinamou), 2054 nucleotides long. The record is from RefSeq and is a predicted model, not a curated record. Lineage: Eukaryota; Metazoa; Chordata; Aves; Tinamiformes; Tinamidae.